AUGAAGGAAGCCCAAGACAGACAAAAGUCAUACGCUGGCGUCCGACGCACCGACUUACAAUUUCAAGUCGGCGAUAAAGUUUUUCUCAAAGUAUCCCCGUCGAAAGGGAUAACGCGUUUUGGUGUUAAAGGAAAGUUGAAACCGCGUUUUAUCGGACCUUAUGAAAUUCUUGAAGAAAUAGGACUCGUAGCCUAUCGAGUGGCGCUACCGCCAAGCCUUGGGAACGUGCACAACGUGUUUCACGUAUCGCAGUUGCGAAAAUAUGUGUUCGAUCCGAAGCACGUGAUUCACUACGAAGAAGUCGCGUUGAAUUCCGACUUGAACUACGAAGAGAGACCCCAGAUGAUCUUGGACCGAAAGGUUCAGAAUUUGAGAAAUAAAACCAUUGCUAGCGUUAAAGUACUAUGGAAAAACCACAAAAACGAAGAAGCCACGUAG
Messenger RNA from Salvia hispanica, 438 nucleotides. NCBI's taxonomy places the organism in Eukaryota, Viridiplantae, Streptophyta, Magnoliopsida, Lamiales, Lamiaceae. The record is from RefSeq and is a predicted model, not a curated record.